ACAUCGACUUGGGACCAACACAAUCUCGUCCUCUCGUUCCUUCUCCAACAACUCUCAUCCCCCCCACCACACCACACUCUCUCAACCUCAAAAGCACAUCGUCAGGAUGGCCUCCCGAACCAACCUCACCCGACUAGCCUCGGCUCUCCCCCGCCGAUCCCUCUCGACUACCACCCCCGUCUCCCUCUCUUCCUCAUCGCCGCUCUCAAAGCUCACCGGGAGGAACGCCCUCCUUACCACACCGGUCGCCAAGGUACCCCGAACCGCUAGCAAAUGGGGGCUCGUAGAGGGUGGAAGGAGGUUGGCUAGCGGAGAGGCUAGCGGGGAGGGGUCGACCAUGACCGUGCGAGACGCCCUAAACUCCGCCAUGGCCGAAGAGAUGGACCGGGACAAGACCGUCUUUGUCAUCGGAGAAGAGGUGGCCAGGUACAACGGAGCUUACAAGGUCACCAAGGGGUUGUUGGAUCGAUUCGGGGAGGACAGGGUUAUCGAUACCCCUAUCACCGAGUCCGGUUUCACCGGUCUUGCUGUCGGAGCCGCUUUGGCUGGGUUGAAGCCUGUUUGCGAGUUUAUGACCUGGAACUUUGCCAUGCAGGCCAUUGACCAGAUCAUCAACUCUGGUGGAAAGACCUACUACAUGUCGGGAGGAAACGUCCCCUGCCCCGUCGUCUUCCGAGGUCCCAACGGAGCUGCCGCCGGUGUCGGUGCUCAGCAUUCGCAGGACUUUGCCGCUUGGUACGGAAGCAUUCCCGGACUCAAGGUCAUCAGCCCCUGGAGCGCUGCCGAUUGCCGAGGACUUCUCAAGGCCGCCAUCAGGGACCCCAACCCGGUCUGUUUCUUGGAGAACGAGUUGCUCUACGGUGUCUCGUUCCCUAUGACCCAGGAGGAGUUGGGAGAGGACUUUUUGUUGCCCAUCGGCAAGGCCAAGGUCGAGAAGGAGGGAACCGACUUGACCAUCGUCGCUCAUUCCAAGAUGGUCACCCACUCGCUCGAGGCUGCCGAGAUCCUCGAGAAGGAGGACGGCAUCAAGGUCGAGGUCAUCAACUUGAGGUCGAUCAGGCCUCUUGACAUCGAGACUAUCAUGACCUCGGUCAAGAAGACCAACCACCUCGUCACCUGCGAGGGUGGAUUCCCUGCUUUCGGAGUCGGAUCCGAGAUCAUCGCUCAGGUCUGUGAAUCAUCGGCAUUCGACUACCUCGACGCUCCCCCUGAGCGAAUCACCGGUGCCGAUGUGCCCACUCCCUACGCCGAGAGUCUUGAAGGUCUGGCUUUCCCCGACACUCCUCUGAUCGUCAAGACCCUCAAGCGUCACCUUUACAGGCAGUAGAUCCGCAUGACGGUCUAGCUCACGUCUCGCUCUUUGCUCUCUUUGGUACCUUCGCAAAAACGGGCUCAUAGAGGAAAGAGUUGUUCCGGGCGAGGUGAUGAGCGUGAUGUCAAGUUUAGCGGUAGAUAGUUUGGGGUUCUAUUUUGUCCGGGUUUGAGGCGUGUACUUUGAUGGGAUUUCAUUUCGUCUUCAA
Filobasidium floriforme is the source of this 1520-nucleotide messenger RNA. Its product is annotated as thiamine diphosphate-binding protein. The coding region runs from base 107 to 1327 and encodes 406 amino acids. The transcript is spliced from 7 exons. Gene Ontology annotation, biological process: pyruvate decarboxylation to acetyl-CoA. The record is from RefSeq and is a predicted model, not a curated record. Gene Ontology annotation, molecular function: pyruvate dehydrogenase (acetyl-transferring) activity. Lineage: Eukaryota; Fungi; Basidiomycota; Tremellomycetes; Filobasidiales; Filobasidiaceae.